This is a messenger RNA of Clunio marinus, 1637 nucleotides long. NCBI's taxonomy places the organism in Eukaryota, Metazoa, Arthropoda, Insecta, Diptera, Chironomidae. The record is from the annotation of a GenBank genome assembly.
UAUUUAGUUUUUAACCCCCUUCCCUUUAGGAAUGGAUUUCUUUCUAUCUAAAAAAAUAGUAGAAUACGCAUGUUUAUGCGGUGUUUUGAGCCCGUUAACUAAGCUUUACUUCUGCCGACACUGUUUGAAUUUAAGAUGCGCAUUCUGUUGUCAUCAUGAAGUUGAUUCUCAUUUCUGUUCCAAUUGUUUGGAAAAUAUUCCUUCAUCUGAAGCUAAGUUAAGAAAGAACAAAUGCAACACUUGUUUUGAUUGCCCAUCAUGUCAAGCAACUCUCUCAGCGCGAGCCACUUCAAUUCAGGUUCCGAUGUCUACCAAAGGUGAAGGAGGAGAUGAAACUGAUGAAGGUUCCGCUUCAAAUAAGAUGGUAACUAAAAAGAUGUACUACCUGGCCUGCUUGGCAUGUAGAUGGACAUCUCGUGAUGUGGGAAUAAGUGAUCAAACUUCCCAGACUUGUUCAUGGCCGGAACAAGAAUAUUUUCACAGCACUCGCUUUCAACUUCUAUCUGAACAUUUUCAAGCUGUCGUUUUGUGCGAUAAAGAAGAAAAGCAAGAUUAUCUUCGAAGAAAAACUGUAAAAACUUCAAAGUUCCCAAGCAUGACGGAUCGAACAGGUUUGACUGUGGCAUCGAUUCGUCGUCAAAUAGGAUUCGAUAAAUCAGCUCCGAAAGCGAAGCCCAAACCUACUAAUAUUACUCCAUCAAUAGCGACAUCAGAAGUUGAAGAUCUUCCUGAUGAAAUAUUUACUAAACCAGUUAAUCUCAAGAACAUUACGACAAUAAAGCAGCGAUUGGCUCAGCCUGCUAAUCAACCGGAAACAGUUAAACAUUUGUAUCCUCAGCAUAAGAACCUUUCGAUCAAACGUUCCUUAAGAUGUCGUCAUUGUGAACACAACGUCAUUAAACCAGAAUACAAUCCAAGUUCAAUCAAAUAUCGCAUUCAAUUGUUUGCUAGCAAUCAUGUUCCAGAAGUUCGCUUUGUCAAAGCUGAUCCGUUUAAAAUUGGUGAAAGUGCUUCAAUCAUUUUAAAGAUUAUCAAUCCAACUAUAAAUGACAUGACAAUCACAAUCAUGGAUUUACCAACGGAAGAUGAAGAGAAAAUGGCGAUAGAAGAAAUGCGAAAAACUUUUGAUAAAAGUGUAAGCAUUGCGACUAAAUCGUCUUUGACACCUUCAAUCAUGCGACCAUCAUUGAUUGAAGAUCCUCGAAUGGUUGAUUGUAAAAUCACCGGUAAAAUUGAACUUCCUGACAGUUCAUUUGUUGUUAAUCAACGAGAUGAUUCUGCCGAGUUUGAUGACGAUAUUCAAGGUGAUCGUCAAGAUCCAAGAUUCAUUAUAUGGCGCAAGGCAAAUAAAGUCGAAAUUAAACUGAAUGUAAUUCCUUGUGAUGGUCUUAAGAAAGAUGACGACAUCAUUACUGGAUUCACCAUGCAAUUUACUUACAGCAAUGUGCACACUUCAACACCAGAGAAAGAAUCUCAAGGUCUGCGUCAUGCUUUAAAUGUUCGAGUUUACAUUAAUCCUGGAAAGAUUUCAGAAUAAACUUCUUUGAAUAAAAUUAAAAUGCUUCAAACACUUUUAAUUAUCUUUGUAAGCGAAAAAUCAUUUUAUUGGAAAUAUUUAUUAAAUAAUAAAAAUGUUA